UUGAACACAGCUGUUGCAUAAACUCGCUACAUGGCAGCUGUAAAUUUCAUUGAAUAUCAGUGGAGUUAUAAUUUAGAGCUGAAACGUAGCUUUCUUUCUGUUCUUUUGCAGGGUUAGCAUUCAUUGUGGCUUCUCAAAUAACGCAGGCGGCUGAAAGUAAUGCCAGAAGAGACCAAUAUUACUGCAAAACCUGUCGUCUCAAUGCCUUACAACUUGAGGUCCAAAUUGCCCGUGAAAGUGGCCAAUCCUUCAUAUCAGGAAGAAUGUGCAGUUCCAAAGGUCCAGACCAAGUCAGAGGAGAAUGUUUCCUUACCAGGAAAACCUGUCACCUCAUAUGGCCUGAGGUCCAGGGUGCCUUUGGGAAAUGCAGCAAACAAACUGAACAACAACGCCAAAGGAAUUAAAACAAAUAAACAGACCGGUGUUCACGUCAAACCAGCCCAACGUAAGCAGAGUGCUACUGAAAGAGUCCGUGUUGUUAUUUCAAAGGAAGACAAGGAGAACACUGGGGCUGGCAACUGUGACCUGGCCAAGCCCAUUCUAGCUGCCCCUGAGGAGCCUCAGAGCCAUGAGGCCACUCGGAACGAGGGGCUCAAUGUGCCACAGGCCUUCUCACAUGCCCUGCUCAACAUCCCAGAUGUGGACUCUGCAGACGCAGGCGACUCCUCGCUGUGCAGUGACUAUGUGAAAGACAUUUAUGCUCAUCUAAGGAACCUGGAGGUUGCCAUGGCUAUCAAACCAUGUUAUCUGCAGGGGUGUGAUGUGACAGGGAGCAUGCGGAGUAUUCUAGUUGACUGGCUGGUACAGGUCCAGAGUCAGUUCAGACUGCACCAGGAGACCCUCUACAUGACUGUUGGGAUCAUUGACCGCUUUCUCCAGGACAAUCCAGUGCCAAAGAAGUCUCUGCAAUUGGUUGGUGUCACUGCGAUGCUCAUCGCUUCCAAGUACGAGGAAAUCUCUCCUCCCGUGGUGGAGGACUUUGCCCAUACAACAGACUUCACAUACUCCUGUGCUGAGAUACGCUUGAUGGAAAUGACCAUUCUGAAAGCCUUGAACUAUGAACUGGGACGACCACCCCCAGUUCACUUUCUAAGGAGAGCUGCCAAGGUUGGGAAGCUUCAGCCUGUUGGUUAUGGGCUGGCUAAAUACCUGCUGGAGCUGACCCUCCUGGACUAUGCCUCAGUUCACUAUCCACCAUCCCUCACCGCUGCUGCAGCUGUUGCUUUAUCAUUCAGGAUCUUUCAAGAUUCUGCUGGUUAUGAAUGGACCCCAGCCCUGCAGCACUACACGGGCUACACAGAGCUCUCUCUGCUACCUGUGAUGCAAUGCAUUGCCAAGAUGCUGGAGCGCUUGAGUGAUGGCAGCAUGAAACAGUUGUCAAUCAAGCAGAAGUAUGAAAACCUCAAACUACUCAGGGUCAGCUGUCUCCCAGAGCUGACAUCUACCAGGGCUUACGCCUACAUUAACAAACUAUCCAACUCUCACUGUUGACACAAAUGAUUUACCCCAUGUUUUUAGCACUUUUUAAACCAUUUUUUAAUAAAUCUAUAGUUUUCAAUA
Molecule: messenger RNA, 1560 nt
Organism: Coregonus clupeaformis (lake whitefish)
Lineage: Eukaryota; Metazoa; Chordata; Actinopteri; Salmoniformes; Salmonidae
Product: G2/mitotic-specific cyclin-B1
Exons: 10
Coding region: 160-1491 (443 amino acids)
Biological process (GO): regulation of cyclin-dependent protein serine/threonine kinase activity; mitotic cell cycle phase transition
Cellular component (GO): cytoplasm; cyclin-dependent protein kinase holoenzyme complex; nucleus
Molecular function (GO): cyclin-dependent protein serine/threonine kinase regulator activity
Source: RefSeq, a predicted model, not a curated record